Molecule: messenger RNA, 1084 nt
Organism: Saccostrea cuccullata (small rock oyster)
Lineage: Eukaryota; Metazoa; Mollusca; Bivalvia; Ostreida; Ostreidae
Exons: 9
Cellular component (GO): Cul4-RING E3 ubiquitin ligase complex
Source: RefSeq, a predicted model, not a curated record
ACAUACUGGUGUAGGCUUGGUUGUAUACGGACAUUGCAGUCUAUUGAUCAGCAAUGGAUCUCUUAAUCUUCCUUCAUACACAUGUAUACAUUUACAGAGGUUAAAGUACCAUUUGAAAAUGAGAUAUGGCUACAUGGGGGCCACCUCAGCCCAGAAAAAAUAUAAGGAAAUCGAAGAGAUCUGUCAAGCUAUACAUUACAAGCUAUACAGAUGAAUUUGACUCGGAGAGAGAUUACUUGAGCCAGGAGGUCUUGCCAGAAUUAAAGUCAUGGUGUGAAAGUAAAGAAUUGACAUUAAAGGAAAGAUUUGUGAAAUGGGGAUCCAAAACACCUCAGAGUCGACAUGUGGAUGAACUGGAAAAAACUCAGACCAGCAUAGAGAACUGUUACCAUAGCAGUAUAAUGCCUAUCUUUAUUAACAUUACAUGUGAGUCGGUUGGUUGGAUUCCUAUGUGGGAGGAGUAUCCAGAUGAAGACGUGGAGGAUUUUUUAGAGACCUAUGGAUUGUUAGUGGAGGAUCUAGAAGUUAUGAAGGCAGCAUACAGACAGGACAACAUGAACUCUCUAUUUUUGAUCAGAGAUGACUCAUUCCUUUGCCAGAUUCCAGAACCUGAUGCCGGUUACUUCUUGAAGAAAAGUACGGCAUCAGAGAAGCUCAAAUUAUUUGGGGACAAGAUCUCAGAAAAAAUACCAGCAAAGAGAAUUGUUAAAUACUCUGCUACAUAUUGUGGUAUCUCCAGAAAUACUGCUAGAAAACCUCAACUCAACUUCAGUUCUUCCUUUAAACAAACAAUCAUAGAUUUCUGCAAACAAAGGAUCUCCUUUGACUAUUUUGGUGAACAGCCUCGUCUUUCUUUAUCUGAUGAUAUUCCCAGCAAACUGGAACAUUUAGAGUACAUGAAAACCAAAAGUGAAGAUGUCAUUGGAAGAGAAGACAUACUCAAAAAAAUCGAGGAUUACAUCCAAAUUGAGGAUAAGGAUGUCCCUAUGCUGGUACUAGGAGAAGCUGGAUCUGGGAAAUCAUCAAUUCUCUGUAAAGCUGCUUCCUCUAUUUACAAUAAAGUUCAGGAUGAAGAGUUCCCUGG